AUGGUAACGACGCGGCCGAAGAUGGCGGCUGGGCGCGAGCUGGUCGGCGGAGCGGGCCCCGUGGGUCCAGGCCCCGGCCGCCCUCGCCGGCGCCGCAGCGGAUCGCUGUGGGUCCGCGGUGUCCUGCUCCUGCUGGGCGGGUUCCCGGCCGGCGCCGCGUCCGCGUCCGUCUCCGUCUCCGUGAGCAGCUCCCCGCUCUGCCGGCACCACGUCCCCUCCGUCAGCGAGGUCAUAAAUAAGGUUCAUCUUAAGACAAAUCAUGUUGUAAAGAGAGGUGUUGAUGAUCAUUUAAGAAUCAAGACUGUCUAUGAUAAAAGUAUUGAGGAGUUGCUCCCCGAGAAGAGGCACCUUGUGAAGAACAAGCUUUUCCCACAAGCGAUUUCCUACUUAGAGAAGACGUUCCAGGUCCGCAGACCUGCAGGCACGAUCCUGCUCAGCAGACAAUGUGCCACCAACCAGUACCUGAGGAAGGAAAAUGACCCUCACCGCUACUGCACUGGGGAGUGUGCGGUGCAGACCCGGUGUGGCCCUGUGGUGGUGCCCGAGGAGCACCUGCAGCCAUGCAGGGUCUGCCGUGGGGGGAAGUGGCCCUGCGCAGCAGUGGGUGAGCUGGAGCAGGAGGGCGUCCGGGAUGCAGACUUCGUCCUUUACGUCGGUGCUUUGGCCACAGAGAGAUGCAGCCAUGAAAACAUCAUCUCUUAUGCAGCCUACUGUCAGCAGGAAGCAGAGAUGGACAGGCCAAUAGCAGGAUAUGCUAACCUGUGUCCAAAUAUGAUCUCUACCCAGCCUCAGGAGUUCAUUGGGAUGCUGUCCACAGUGAAACAUGAGAUUAUCCAUGCCCUGGGCUUCUCAGCUGGUCUCUUUGCAUUUUACCGCGAUAAAGAUGGAAGCCCUCUAACUUCCAGGUUUGCAGAUGGUCUCCCGCCUUUUAAUUACAGUCUUGGAUUAUAUCAAUGGAGUGAUAAAGUAGUCCGCAAAGUGGAGCGAUCAUGGAACAUUCGCAAUAAUAAGACAAUUCAUCACCCCGUGUAUCUCCUUGUGACCCCUCGUGUUGUUGAUGAAGCACGGAAACAUUUUAGUUGUCCACUUCUGGAAGGAAUGGAGCUGGAGAAUCAAGGUGGCAUGGGCACAGAACUCAACCACUGGGAAAAACGGUUACUAGAGAAUGAAGCGAUGACGGGUUCUCACACCCAGAACCGAGUCCUCUCUCGAAUCACUUUGGCCUUGAUGGAGGACACUGGCUGGUACAGAGCGAAUUACAGCAUGGCUGAGAAGCUCGACUGGGGCAGAGGGCUAGGCUGCGACUUCGUGAAGAAGAGCUGCAAGUUCUGGAUGGACCAGCAGAGACAGAAGGGGCAGGCGCUGAGCCCUUACUGUGACACACUCAGGAGCAACCCGCUGCAGCUGACCUGCAGGCAGGACCAGAGGGCCGUGGCUGUGUGCAAUUUACAGAAGUUCCCUCAGCCGUUGCCACCAGAGUUCCAGUACUUUGACGAGCUUGCCGGGGUCCCCACAGAAGACCUGCCACACUAUGGAGGCUCAGUAGAGAUCGCCGACUACUGCCCUUUCAGCCAGGAGUUCAGCUGGCAUUUGAGCGGCGAGUAUCAGCGCAGCUCGGACUGCAGAAUCCUGGAGAAUCAGCCAGAAAUUUUGAAAAACUAUGGUGCUGAAAAGUACGGACCUCAUUCCAUUUGUCUGAUUCAGAAAUCAGCAUUUGUCAUGGAAAAGUGUGAAAGGAAGCUGAGUUACCCAGACUGGGGCAGCGGGUGCUACCAGAUCUCUUGCUCUCCUCAAGGUCUGAAGGUCUGGGUGCAGGACACAGCGUAUCUGUGCAGCCGGGCUGGGCAGGUCCUGCCCGUCAGCAUUCAGAUGAAUGGCUGGAUCCACGGUGGGAACCUGCUCUGCCCGUCCUGCUGGGAUUUCUGUGAGCAGUGCCCUCCAGAAACCGACCCUCCGGUUGCCAACCUCACCCGGGCACUGCCCCUUGAUCUCUGCUCCUGCUCCUCCAGCCUGGUGGCCACCCUGUGGUUGCUGCUGGGCAACCUGCUUCCUGUGCUGGCCGGAAUCCUGCUGUGCGUGUGGCACUAGGAACAGAGGAGCCUGAGUGUCACACUGCUGCAGCCAGUGCACACACCUGGGCGGGUGCUAGCCUAUGCAGAUGACCGUGGUCAGAAUCAGGUGCGGCAGCAGAGCUGCACGGCAGUCUCUGACCAGCUGCUGCGCCUUGGCGCUCAGAGGAGGAGAAGAAAACCCAGUCACCAAGUCGCUGUGCUCUCGGGAUGCGCAAUCUCCCUGCUACAGCGAAAGCGGGUGUGAGCGGCUUUCCAGAGCGAUCACAAACCUCAGCAUCUCUCCUAAGCUGCAGGGAUGGGUGAGCUCAUCGCUGACACCGCACAGCACAGACAGCGGCUGGUUCGUGGAAGGUUAGCACGCUGGUGCACACCUGCAAUCCCAGCAUCCAGGAGGCUGAGGCAGGAGGAUCACUGCAAGUUCAA
Molecule: messenger RNA, 2495 nt
Organism: Octodon degus (degu)
Lineage: Eukaryota; Metazoa; Chordata; Mammalia; Rodentia; Octodontidae
Gene: Lmln
Product: leishmanolysin like peptidase
Biological process (GO): cell adhesion; proteolysis
Cellular component (GO): cytoplasm; membrane
Molecular function (GO): metalloendopeptidase activity
Source: RefSeq, a predicted model, not a curated record